UUAUACGAAGCGUGAAGGCUUUUGGAGAUCCUCCCGCGCUGGAAGCCCGGAACCUGCCUCCAAAAUUUCUCCAGGGAAACCGCCCCCAAAACCAUCUCCCCCCGUUCCCUUCCUCCGACCAAACCGCCCCCAAACUUUCUUCGAGAAUGGGGCGCCGCAGCCUAAUCAUCACCGACUCCGACGAGGAAGAUGCCGCGGCCACUCCUGCCUCCGCCUCCGUUUCCACUGGCGGCGGCGGAAGCGUCGGCCGCCCCUCGUCUCAAAACCCCAGCCCCUUCCUAGCCCCCUACACAUUACCGUCCUCGCCUCCCCCCUCCCCUCCCGUCGAGAUCUCCGAUGACGAGGAGGAGGUCGACGAGAUCCAGGACCCCGACGAGGAUUCCGCCUUCGGCGAUGCCCCCGACGAGAUGCGGGACUCUGACGGGGACUCCCUUUUCACCGACGUCGCCGAUGACCUCUCCCCACCACCUCCCGCUCCACCUCAAUAUCCUCCGCCCCAAACUCCAUGUCCACCUCCCGCUCCUGCUCCCGCCGUUCCUUUGUUCCGAACCCCAAGACCAACCCCGCCUCCCGCAUCCACUCCUCCCUCCGGAACACGAACCCCAGUUCCACCGCCGGCCGCCGCACCUACUCCGGCCCGAACCCGAACCCCAGUCUCAUCGCCGGCUGCCGCACCCACUCCUGCCCGUACCCCAACCCCAACUCCACCGCCCGUUGCCGCACCCACUCCUAUGUCCCGGACCCCAACCCCAACUCCACCAGCCGCUGCCGCAUCAGCUCCUCCUGCCCGAACCCCAACGCCAACCCCACCACCUGCUGCCGCGCCUGCUCCUCGGCCUCGAACCCCAGCUCCAACCCCUCCCUCUGCCUGGACCCCAACUGCGACCCCGCUCACGUCCUCGACCCCACCGUCCGCACUGAGCGCGCAGCUGCGUCCGGUGGAUGCGUUCCUGCGGCGACUCGGGCUUCGUGUACGGGCAGAGUGGCUUCAACAGUGUGCUGCCGGGUUGCCUGGGCUCAACGGCCAUGGCGGCACUGAAGUGCAGGCUAGACAGUGUUUUGAGCAGCUCCUCUUUGCCGACAUGAACCAAUGCGGCGCUGGUGUGCUUCCGGAGGGCGUCGGGUCUAUGGAGGCUGCCAUCCUCGAUGGACCAUUUGUGCUACAGGUUGAUGAAAUCGUCAAUAUGUCUGCCCCUUUAAGGGAAAGAUAUCGUGAUGCACCUGCCGGCCCCAAACGAUGUUUAAAGUUAUCAAUGACAGAUGGCAUCCAACGCAUAUAUGGAAUGGAAUACAGGCCUAUCAAAGACCUGGAAGUUCUUGCACCUGCUGGUUUUAAGAUUGUUAUAAGGAAUGUGCACAUAAAGAGAGGGCUUCUUAUGUUAGUCCCUGAGGUUAUUGAGAUUCUUGGUGGGGUAGUUGAUGAAUUGGAAGCAGCACGUGUAAGACUUGUUUCUGAAGUAAAUAAACCACCUCGUGGAAAAAGGAAACAAGGUGGAUUACCUUUGUCCUCCAGAGCCACCCUAGCUGCCUGGCCACGUAAUGUAAGCGCUGCAAAUGGUGGUGAGCAAGGCAUCUCAAUGCCAAGAACAGUAAACCCCUCUCAUCCAACAGGAUUAGGUAAUGGCUCUCAAGUUGGCGGAACUACACAAACAAUGGAAGAAGAGCGUGUUAACCAUCCUGUUGUAAUAAAUGGUGUCCGAGCACAACGUCAACAUUUUCAAGAAAACACUAUGCAGGACCGAUCUACUUCUCUUACUGGGAACAACACAGAGGCUUCUGCACCUGCUACCUAUAGACAUGAACCCCAACAAAGCACUAGUAGAAUUGCACGAACUUUGGUAGACGAAUAUGUUGACCAUCCUAUUGUGGCGAACAAUGUUGACGAGCAAAUACAACGUGUCCAAGAAAUCACCAUGCAGGACCAAGCUACUGCUUUUACUAGGAGCAGAGGAGAGCCUUCUACAUCUACUCCUUGUGGUGGGUAUGAUUCCCAACAAAGGGCACAUGACAUUGGUGCAACUGGUGCCAAUGGUGCGGAGGCUGCACGGCCUUCAACUGUUGGUGAUAAUACUGGCCAGAUGGAACAUCCAGUCAUUCUAAGUGGUGAAAAUGAAAAACCUUUCAUAUACAUUUUCAACUUGAUGGCACAUUGGACCAUAGAAAAGGAUACAAGACCCUACAUUCAAGGAAAAAUUAAGGGUUUGAUUACCUCUGUCAAACGAUUUCAAUUUAGGAACCGCAGAGAGUACGAGCUUCUUGUGUGCAUAGAUGAUGGAAGUCAAAUUUCAGAGGCCUUUGUUGACAGUACUAUUGUACGUAACAUAAUUGGCCACUCAUGUGAGGAGGUUUCAACUGCCGUUUCUGAUCCAACCUCAGAAUCGUACAUCGCUAUGAAACAAAUUCUGAGUGGAUUUCAGCAUUAUUUGGAGAAAUUUGAGGGUACAAUGCAUAUUGAGUACAACGGACAAUCUUCUCGACCUAUCGUGCGUGAGAUGAACGAAGGUUGUUCGACUGCUGAUGCAUGGCUCCUGCUUCAGAGGCUGAAAACAUGUACGGCUCAACGGCACAUCCGAAAUUUGGACUUUAUGGAUACCACCCCGUGUCUAUGGUCAGCCUUUUUGCUCGGUUAAUGCAAAAGCCACAUCGUCCUGAUCUUGAUAUGCUAGGCCACUUGUGAAGUUUUCAGCUCUAGGCUUAAGCAGCACUCAGUUUCUCGUUUUACAUCUAUGCUUCUGCUAUAAAAUGUUUUCACUA
This is a messenger RNA of Aegilops tauschii subsp. strangulata, 2754 nucleotides long. RefSeq names its product recQ-mediated genome instability protein 1. Lineage: Eukaryota; Viridiplantae; Streptophyta; Magnoliopsida; Poales; Poaceae. Gene Ontology annotation, cellular component: nuclear body; RecQ family helicase-topoisomerase III complex. Gene Ontology annotation, molecular function: nucleotide binding. The record is from RefSeq and is a predicted model, not a curated record. Gene Ontology annotation, biological process: resolution of meiotic recombination intermediates; double-strand break repair via homologous recombination.